Molecule: messenger RNA, 891 nt
Organism: Penicillium alfredii
Lineage: Eukaryota; Fungi; Ascomycota; Eurotiomycetes; Eurotiales; Aspergillaceae
Product: Yip1 domain protein
Exons: 4
Coding region: 1-891 (296 amino acids)
Biological process (GO): endoplasmic reticulum to Golgi vesicle-mediated transport
Cellular component (GO): membrane; trans-Golgi network
Source: RefSeq, a predicted model, not a curated record
AUGGCCAGCGUACAGCACGGCCAGCCCUACGACUCGCGCGACGAUGACUCGCUGCUGGAAGAUGACCUGAUGGCCGACGAUGCCAUCGAGGCCGAUGACCCCCUGCGCGAUACCUCCGACACGGCUCCCCUGCGAGGCAACAUUGAAUCCGACUCGGGAUCCAGAGGCGGUGCUUCUGGCUAUGGCAACUACUUGACCUCCUCAAUCCCCGGCGAGGACCGUCGCGCGACACAGAACACCAUCGACGAGACGGUUUGGGCGACGUUGUCGCGCGACCUGGUUGCCGUGUGGGAGAAGAUGCGCCAGGUGCUCUGGCCCAAGUACCUGCUGGGUGGCAUGAUGCAGCGCGGUGGCGGUGGUAUCAACGAUGCUGAGAGAGGCGAAGCUACUGGAUUUGGUCGCAACCUGCGCGGACUGGUUGGGCGCUGGCCCGAUCCCGACGUGGUCCUGCAGGGUGGAAUGAGUGAGGGGUUGCGCGAUUGGGAUCUUUGGGGUCCGCUGAUCUUCUGUUUGGUCCUGAGUUUGUUCCUGUCCGUCGCCAAGGGCGAUCAGGCGUCGCUGGUUUUCUCGGGUGUUUUCUGUAUCGUCUGGAUCGGCGAGGCCGCAGUGACGCUUCAGAUUAAGCUUCUUGGUGGCAAGAUUUCCUUCUUUCAGUCCGUCUGCAUCAUCGGUUACACGCUCUUCCCGCUAGUCAUUGCCUCCCUUCUUAGCGCCGUGGGCCUUCCUACAAUUGCUCGCAUACCAGUCUACCUUGUCCUGGUGGCAUGGUCGUUGGCAGCAGGCGUCAGCAUCCUGGGUGGUUCGGGGGUGGUACGAAACCGAGUCGGCAUCGCGGUGUACCCGCUUUUUGUGUUCUAUGUUGCGAUCGGAUGUCUUUGUUUCAUUAGUUAA